This is a messenger RNA of Echinops telfairi (small Madagascar hedgehog), 1773 nucleotides long. RefSeq names its product prostaglandin-endoperoxide synthase 2 (gene PTGS2). The coding region runs from base 1 to 1770 and encodes 589 amino acids. Gene Ontology annotation, molecular function: peroxidase activity; oxidoreductase activity, acting on single donors with incorporation of molecular oxygen, incorporation of two atoms of oxygen; prostaglandin-endoperoxide synthase activity. NCBI's taxonomy places the organism in Eukaryota, Metazoa, Chordata, Mammalia, Afrosoricida, Tenrecidae. The transcript is spliced from 10 exons. Gene Ontology annotation, biological process: cyclooxygenase pathway; response to oxidative stress. Gene Ontology annotation, cellular component: cytoplasm; neuron projection. The record is from RefSeq and is a predicted model, not a curated record.
AUGAAUGCAAAUCCUUGUUGUUUCAACCCAUGUCAAAACCGAGGUGUGUGUCUGACCACAGGAUUUGACCGGUAUGAAUGUGAUUGUACCCGGACAGGGUUCUAUGGUGAAAAUUGUUCAACACCUGAAUUUCUGACAAGAAUAAAAUUAUUACUGAAACCCACUCCAAACACAGUGCAUUAUAUACUUACUCACUUCAAGGGCGUUUGGAACAUUGUCAAUAACAUUCCCUUUGUGCGGAAUGCCAUCAUGAGAUAUGUGUUGACCUCAAGAUCACAUUUGAUUGAUAGUCCACCAACUUAUAAUGUCCACUACGGCUACAAAAGCUGGGAAGCCUAUUCCAACCUCUCCUAUUACACCCGAGCCCUUCCUCCUGUGCCCCAAGACUGCCCCACUCCGAUGGGGGUGAAGGGGAAGAAAGAGCUUCCUAACUCAAAAGAGGUUGUGGAAAAAUUUCUUCUGAGAAGAAAGUUCAUCCCUGAUCCCCAGGGCACAAAUAUGAUGUUUGCGUUCUUUGCCCAGCAUUUCACUCAUCAGUUUUUCAAGACAGAUCAUAAGCGAGGACCAGCUUUCACCAAAGGAUUGGGCCAUGGGGUGGAUUUAAAUCAUGUCUAUGGUGAAACUCUGGAUAGACAGCAUAAACUGCGUCUUUUCAAGGAUGGAAAAUUGAGAUAUCAGAUAAUAGAUGGAGAGAUGUACCCUCCCACAGUCAAAGACACUCAGGCAGAGAUGAUCUAUCCCCCUCAUGUGCCGGAACACCUGCGCUUUGCUGUGGGCCAGGAAGUCUUUGGGCUGGUGCCUGGUCUGAUGAUGUAUGCCAUAAUAUGGCUUCGGGAACAUAACAGGGUGUGCGACGUGCUGAAGCAGGAGCAUCCAGAAUGGGAUGAUGAACGGUUGUUCCAGACAAGCAGGCUAAUACUGAUAGGGGAGACUAUUAAGAUUGUGAUUGAAGAUUAUGUGCAGCACCUGAGUGGCUAUCACUUCAAGCUGAAGUUUGACCCAGAGCUGCUCUUCAACCAACAGUUCCAGUACCAAAAUCGGAUUGCUUCGGAGUUCAACACGCUCUAUCACUGGCAUCCUCUUUUGCCUGACACCUUCCAAAUUAAUAACCACGAGUACAGCUUUCAACAGUUUAUGUACAACAAUUCUGUGUUACUGGAGCAUGGACUUACCCACUUAGUUGAAUCAUUCACCAAGCAAAUUGCUGGCAGGGUUGCUGGUGGCAGGAAUGUUGCAUCUGCGGUACAAAAAAUAUCUCAGGCAUCUAUUGACCAGAGCAGAGAGAUGAAGUACCAGUCUUUUAAUGAGUACCGCAAACACUUUAUGAUGAGGCCUUAUUCGUCAUUUGAAGACCUCACUGGAGAGAAGGAAAUGGCUGCUGAGUUAGAGGCGCUCUAUGGUGAUAUAGACGCUAUGGAGCUGUAUCCUGCUCUUUUGGUAGAAAAGCCUCGUCCAGAUGCCAUCUUUGGAGAGACCAUGGUAGAGCUCGGAGCACCAUUCUCCUUGAAAGGCCUCAUGGGUAAUCCAAUAUGUUCUCCUAACUACUGGAAGCCUAGUACUUUUGGUGGAGAAGUCGGUUUUGAAAUCAUCAACACGGCUUCAAUCCAGUCUCUUAUAUGCAAUAACGUGAAGGGCUGUCCCUAUACUGCGUUCAAUGUCCCAGAUCAAGAGCUCACCAAAACACUCAUCAUGAAUGCAAGCUCUUCCCACGCCAGACUAGGUGAUAUCAACCCUGCAGUGUUGCUAAAAGAACGGUCAACUGAACUCUAGACA